Molecule: messenger RNA, 3041 nt
Organism: Triticum dicoccoides
Lineage: Eukaryota; Viridiplantae; Streptophyta; Magnoliopsida; Poales; Poaceae
Product: wall-associated receptor kinase 5-like
Exons: 2
Coding region: 490-2328 (612 amino acids)
Biological process (GO): cell surface receptor signaling pathway; protein phosphorylation
Cellular component (GO): plasma membrane
Molecular function (GO): protein serine/threonine kinase activity; polysaccharide binding; ATP binding
Source: RefSeq, a predicted model, not a curated record
AAGUAAAAACUGGACUGUUUAACUGUGCAAACAACCAAAAACUUACAACUCGGAAACACGGUCUUCAUAUUUGCGCAAGGCAUGCAUGUGUAUUCAGUGCCAGAAAUCCAAAGGCGAGAAGCAAUUUCUUGCAUAAUUCGAAUCUAGACAUGCAGACAGUCAAACAAAAGAUGAAAAGGCCUUCUAGUAUUAAUAUAUUUUUCUGUCAUUUAUAUAUUAAGAUUGCAAGCUCAACAGAAAUUUUCACAGCAUUUCAUCUACAAGAUUAUAGCAGCUUGACAUUUACAAAGCACUGUUAAAAUUCUUCAACCAUGCUAAAACUUUCAGGUAUAUUUCGACAACAUAGAAACAAAGAGUACACAGGAAGUGUCGCCUACAACUUUUAGAGUUGAAUUGAAUGGCCAUUAGUUUGCUUACUAUUUUUUCCCUCUUUUCCUGUAGUGCUCUGCAGCAGAAUCUUCUGGGCAACUCCAGCUUCAGACAAUUAACAUGGCUUUCCUGCCACUGCUAGUUGUCGCAGUCAUGUUGCACCUAGCCUCUACAUCAGCGCAGUCUGGCCCCGGAUGCAAAACACAAUGUGGUGAUGUCGACAUCCCUUAUCCGUUUGGUAUUGGUAUUGGUACUGGCUGUGCUAUUAGAGACUUUGAGAUCAUCUGCAGGAGGACUGCUAAUGGAAUCUACAAGCCAUUCUUGUUCGUUCGGAAUGUGGAGGUUCUAAGCAUCUCAGUGCCCCUCGGUCAAGUCCGAGUUUUAUCCGACAUCUCGACAUACUGCUACAAUACAAGUACAAGAUCAAUGGUACAGAAAGCUUGGUCCCUUGACUUCUCACGAAGCCCGUACCGCUUCUCCUAUCUACACAACAAGCUCAUAGUUAUUGGAUGCAACACGCUCGCAUACAUCAACAACUUGGGAAGCAGUGCAAAGUAUACGACAGCAUGCGCAGCAGUGUGUGAGAGCCCGGCAGCACUGACAAACGGUUCUUGUGUUGGCGCAGGCUGCUGCCAAAAUGAUAUACCAAAGGGUCUAAGGGGCUAUAUGUUCACAUUUUAUGAUGUUUACAAUAAUUCCAACAGUACGCUUUUCAACCCAUGUAGCUACGCCGCCAUGGUGGAGACAGAGACAUUUAGUUUCAGCUCGGACUUCAUAACCACUACAAGGUUCAAUGAUACUGACGAUGGGCGGAAGCCACUGGUGCUGGACUGGGUGGUCGGAAAUGCAACUUGUGAAGUGGCGAGAGACAUGCCUUCUUACGCGUGCCAUAGCAGGAACAGCAUGUGUGUGAACUCGACUAACGGCCAAGGGUAUCUAUGCAACUGCACCGACGGAUAUGAAGGGAACCCUUACCUCUUUGACGGAUGCAGAGGCAAGUUCAUUUCUUUACUUGAUCCCUGUUCAUCUUUAGAUCAUAACUACCACUGCCCAGGCAAGCACAUAGUUGAUGUGUCUCCUUGUGUUGGGCGUGCAACAAGUCUAUCCGAGGAGUUUGGCAAAGAAAUGUUGAUUCUUUCCCAUAUCAAUCACAAGAACAUUGUCAAGCUAUUGGGAUGUUGCCUUGAGGUGGAAGUCCCCAUGCUAGUAUAUGAGUUCAUCCCAAAAGGAACAUUGUUUGAUCUUAUUCACGGCAAGAACAGUAAACCGCAUCUCCCUUUCAGUUCUCUUCUAAGGAUCGUCAAUGAGGCAGCUGAGGGGCUUGCAUUUUUACAUUCCUACGCAAACCCACCAAUUCUACAUGGUGAUGUGAAAACCUCUAACAUCCUUCUUGAUGAGAAUUACAUGGCAAAGGUGUCAGAUUUUGGGGCUUCUAUAAUAGCACCAAUUGACAAAGCCCAGUUCGUCACAAUGGUUCAAGGGACAUGUGGUUAUCUGGACCCUGAAUAUAUGCAGACAUGUUGCUUGACAGACAAAAGCGACGUUUAUAGCUUCGGUGUUGUUCUUCUAGAGAUCCUAACAGGGGAGGAGCCACUGAAACUUGAAGGUCCUGAGGUAUGCCGGAGCCUGUCGUCGAGUUUCCUGCUGGCUAUGAAGGGGAACAAUCUUGAUAAUAUGCUCGACAAUCAAAUAAAAGAUCAUGAGAAUAUGGAGUUGAUUGUAGGGGUAGCAGAUCUAGCUAGGCAAUGCUUGGAAAUGUGCAGUGACAAUAGGCCCUCGAUGAAAGAGGUAUCUGAGGAGCUUAGCAGAUUAAGGAAGUUUUCGAGGCAUCCUUGGAUACAGCGUGAUACUGAGAGAGAUAGCUUUCUCGGUCUGAUUGAAACAGAACAAAGCUCUGAGUGCACAGAGAAGGAUGAAAGAAUGCCCAUAAAUCCAAGCAGUUUUUACCUUAUGAGGUGAACGAAAACACAGCGAAUUUUAUGCUUUGGCAUUUUCAUUGUUCAUUUAACCUUCUCCUCGUUUAGCUGUAUGUUGCAUUUUAGUGUAAGACUCUCUUGGACCCUUGGGUAUUACAUAGAGACACCAUAAUUUAGCAAGAAUAAAUGUAUCGUGGUACAAAAUGUGGACACAUUCAGUGCUAGCCAUUUGAACUUGUGCGAGCUUUAUAGAAGUUUCCAAAAUCACUAGAAGAUCAGUGGAGGACUGGGUGUGAAAAUGUGAUCGAGUUUGGUAUUGAAACUGUGCGAUUACGUCAAGUGAUUUACUUUUCCUUUUUCAGGAAAGUUCACUGAUUUACUCGGUCGUGUGGGCUGGGCUCACUCACUUGGUUGGAUGUUCCAUUUUUCAUGAGAAUACAUACAUCACUUGCUAGAUUCUUUUAUUUUCACCAUUAUAUUUCAGGACACGAUGUAUUAUAGGCCCCUAACCUACAUUUGGCCUCUAUAAACACAUAAUAAGAUAAGAAAGACAUAGGAUAACAAAAUGCAGAGACAUACUUCAGUUGUGCCAUAAGUCUAACACACACACCCCCGCUUGUUUUCUGAGGCAGGGAGCUUCUUUGCGUCACCCUACAGCCGCCGGCCGGCCGGGGAUAUCUCUUGUAAUAAGGAUGAUGCCAUGUCCAUGAGUUCAAGUCCCUGCAUGGAUGUCCUGAACGGGAUCCCGUCCUGAAC